AGGGGGCUGUAAGGAAAAAAAAACUGACACGUGGAAUUUCAUUACUUCUCCAAGCAGGCAAACUAGAAUGUCUUGUUCGGUUUGUCAGCGGUGACGCCAACUACUCGGUCCCUUUUUCAAUUUAUAAUUCAGGUAAAGCAGCACAGCAGUUUAGUGGAGAUGCUACUGCCGGGUAACAGGAACCAAAAGACUAGUUUUUCAUCUUUUUGCUUUUUUGCCUGUCACGCUCCGGAGAGCUAACCCCCAGAAGAGCCCCGGGAAAUAGUGCGAAACAAACAAAAUUUGGCGUUGAAUGGCAGUUCUACAAAAACAUGGGAAGACCUCUUGUCCAGACUUGCCAAAUGUUAACGAUAACCCAGCAGAUAAUUGUGGACCAGCUGGAUCUCAAAAAAAGUGGCCAGAAUCAAAUCAGAACUGGUCAAGGCCGGUAGCACGGGUAUGGACUGUGGUGUUGUUGCUGGGCACCUGCUUGCUGUACUGUGCCCGUGUGGCUAUGCCUAUAUGUGCUGUGAACAUGGCAGAGCGUUUCGGCUGGUCCAAGAGGGAAUCGGGCAUAGUGCUGGGCAGCUUCUUCUGGGGCUACUGCUUUACUCAGGUCCUUGGAGGCUACAUCAGUGACAGGGUGGGAGGAGAAAAGGUGUUGCUGCUGUCAGCCGCAGCAUGGGGAGCCAUGACGGCGUUCACACCCAUCCUGGCCCACUUCUGCUCCCGGCCCAUCAUCUCCUUGACUGUGUCGCGCUUCCUCAUGGGCCUCAUGCAGGGCAUGCACUACCCCUCUCUGGCCAGCCUGUGCUCACAAAAGGUGGUGGAGAGUGAGCGCGGCUUUCUUAUGAGCACCAUUGGAAGCGGCUCCUACCUGGGGACAUUGGUGAUCGGAGGAGUGGGCUCAGUCAUGCUGGACCUCUACGGCUGGGAGAGUGUCUUCUACGUCUCCGGCUUGCUGUCCAUGCUCUGGGCCUACUGCAUGUGGAAGUACCUGCUUAAGGGAGAGGGACCCAUCAUCACACUGGAGUCUCUGGGCAGCUCUGCAACCCAGUCCAAACUGUCCCGCAGAAACUGGCUGCGUCUCUUCAGACAGCCAGCUGUGUGUGCGGUCAUUAUUACACACCUGUGUACUGCUAGCACCUUCUUCACCCUGUUGUCAUGGCUACCAACUUUCUUCAAAGACACUUUUCCUGAUUCUAAGGGAUGGAUGUUUAAUGUGAUCCCGUGGUUUGUGGCCAUUCCUUUCUCACUAUUCAGUGGCUGCCUGUCUGAUCAUCUCAUCAGUCAGGGUUAUGAUACUGCUUCAGUGAGGAAGCUGAUGCAGUUCUUUUCUAUGGGUGUAUCCGGCGUGUUUACCCUGUGUCUGUGCGGUACCACCACUUUCCCCAUGGCUGUGGCCUUCGUGUCUGCUAUGAUGGGCCUCACCACGUUCAGCCACAGUGGUGUGUCUGUGAACGUCCAGGAUCUGGCCCCAUCCUGCGCUGGAGCCCUUUUUGGUGUGAUGAACACCUGUGGUGCAUUUACAGGGGUGAUCAUGGUGUACUUCUCGGGAUAUCUGAUUGAGGCCACUGGCUCGUGGGCAUCAGUUUUCACCCUCAUCACUAUGGUGAACCUGAUGGGGCUGGGAACAUUCCUGGUGUUCGCUGAGGCGCGCAGGGUCGACAUUGAAGCCACCAAGGGUCACCACCACAGUGUCCAUCUCUGAGCGGGCAGCACCACCAUGGCACUUCUAUCAGAUGCUUUCUGCAGACCUGCGGAAGCUCCAGAGACAGACGCUGCCUUCUCCUCCAUCCGGUUAGCGCGGUGACUGUUUGCAGGAGAUCUGGCAAUAUUUGCCUUAGAGAUUGCCAUGCGAUUGAGAACCCACAGACAUGAACAUUUCAGUAUUAGUUCUCCAUGUCCUUCAGUUGUCCUACCACUUUAUUGGGUGGGUGGUGUACAGUUGUAAUGGGACCAGAUCAGUGAUAUUACUAAGAAUGUUGGCUAUAGUAGGGAGGUACAAUCAAAAGGCCAACAAGGAUACAGAGGGCCAAAGCUUUAGGUCUAUAAUGACUGUAUUUUAUAUUUAUGUGCCGUUCAUUUGUGUAUGUUUUUGUUUGUUUUUUGGAGUUGGGUGGGUUCGCUGAUAAUUUCCUGCUAUUCCCCAUCACAAUCUAUGCAGAUGUAUCUUGACCUCACCUGCUCCUUCUGAGGAUUAUUUCUAAAGCUACACCCCAUGCUACCAUUCUGUCAUUUAAUUAGCAGAUAAACACCAAAGGGUAGAAUGUUUGAGAUUAUUAAUGUUAUGAUUCAUUUCAUGUUCUUAGUUAUUGUAUAUUGGAUAAGUUAUUAGCAUUUCUUAAUAUUUUAACACAUGUCAAUGGCUAAUGUUUUUCAUAUUUUCAUCACCAGUCAAGUUACUGAAGCCUUUUACACACAAAGACAUAUUUCACAGUAUAUGUCUUAAACAGGCAUUUAUAGUGGAGGUUUGUUUUUCUGGCAAAGAAGCACACCUCCUUAAGUUUACAGCCUUGUUUGGAAAGACAAAGUUUAGAGUUACAAACUUAGUUAUUCUGCUAAGAGAGGAAGUGAUGUAACAGUUAUAGAUAAACAGGAAGAAGUGAGCAGUUGAUGAGGACCUUAAGAUUUACUGCUAAAUUUACUUUUGUUUGAUUGCUGGUACGAAAAGCAAAGUAUCGCUACAUUGCUGAUACUCCUAUCAUAAGCGUAAGAAGUUGCAUAUAAGAACUGUGAAUAUUGCAUAUGAGCAGAGUGGUUUGUUUUGUUUAAAACAGUAGAGACCAAAUGCAUUUUAAUGUAUUCUUAGGAAAUAUAUUUAUUACUUAGGUAGUGAGAUAUAGAAUUUAUUUUAAUUUGUCAUAAUCAUAAAUAGAGGAAUUUGUGCUCGUGGUGCCAGGUAUAGCUAAGAAUCACCAAAUGUAUGCUCCCCCCUGAGAUCUUCAUCCAGCUUUAUCCAGUUUAUUUAUUGACCUACCUGAGGCCGGUAGUCACUGACUGUUUUGUAGCUUACUUUUUGUUCCAGACAUUCGUCCUUCGUGGCCAAAGAAGCCCUGCCCCAUUGGCUCUGCUUGAGAGCAGUAGGAGCGUGGGCCAGUGAACCCUCCCUUUAUGCUUGAGAACGUUCCUGAGACUCAUUCUUCACAUCACAGUAUAACUUGUCAUGUUGUACCUCACUGCUGCCCCCAGCAUCUGUAGUUACUGCAGCGUAAGUGCCAAGAAAGAAUAUGGAGUAGGAAAUGAAGGGAAAAAUGUACAUGACUAGUACACCCGUUACAGAUGAUAUGUAUUUUUCAUAGUGCACAAUUGUCUUGGUUUAUAAAUGCUUAUAUGGUUGCACAACAGAACAUUGUAUUUGCAGAUAGGAAAUUGGGGUUAAGUUGGGUUUGGAAAUGGUUACGAAAUGAGUUUUUCUCAGCAAUGAGUAAUUAUAAUAUUUACAACACUAGAAUAAUACAUGUAAAUCACCAUAAGACACAAUCAUAUUCUAAAGGAAAUAUGAAUGUGAUGAGAAACAGGAUAGUAAUGGUGUAUAGUGCCAUUCUGAUUAUUAAGGUACAGUUUUCUGGAGUGUUGUAAAACACUGAUUAUUUUCUUAUAUUUGAAAAGAAAACGAUGUAUAGUGUAUGUAAACUUUAAAAGAAAGCAAUGUGGGACAAAUAUUAUUUUCACCUGCUUUAUUUGUAACUUUUUUGAAAAAAUAAAACUAUAUUUUAUCAAAUCUAAGAAAUAUAUAUAUUUUGGUUUUACCAAUGCAGUGUCACAAUUUAUUCAAACAGAAGUAACUGAAGUGGCUGAGGUAACUUUCUAAGAUUUUGCUGGUCAUCGCUAACGGGAAGUCCACCGACGGUGUAGUAUUUAGCAUUUACCACACAGGGGCAGCAGAGAGCUAAUUUUAAAGUUUCGUAGUUCAUGGAGAGUUGGGUUUUUUUGGU
Electrophorus electricus (electric eel) is the source of this 3917-nucleotide messenger RNA. It is a transcript of the gene slc17a9b, whose product is annotated as solute carrier family 17 member 9b. Lineage: Eukaryota; Metazoa; Chordata; Actinopteri; Gymnotiformes; Gymnotidae. The record is from RefSeq and is a predicted model, not a curated record. Gene Ontology annotation, molecular function: transmembrane transporter activity. Gene Ontology annotation, cellular component: membrane. Gene Ontology annotation, biological process: transmembrane transport; ATP transport.